AUGAAUACGGCUAAGACAUUGCGCACAUCGAACUUUAAGGAAAGAAAAAAGCGUAACCAUGACGGAAGCGCGACUUCUGCCGUCGCUGGCAUCCUUUUGGGAGGCCUUCGCAAACACAAGAUAGGCUUGGGAGACGACUCCUCCGGCGCGCUUUGCGAUCCUCUUCUGAAGAACGGUAACAAGCGUGUCGUCAUCAAGGCUGGGUCCAUUAAGAACGAUUGGUUGGGGCUAUGGAAAGCGCCGCUCCGCAAUCCCUUCAACAUGUACGGUACCGUUCCAUCGCAAAUUAUGUUAAGGGACAAGAGAAAGACCUUUUCGUUUCCACCACUUACGGAUGGUUCAGGAGAGUCUACGGAUGCCGUGGACAUUCGCGAAUGUAUUGACUCAAUCAAGAUAUCUUCCGUCGCGGGUGAAGAUGCAGUUGCUGGUGUCUGCAAGGACGUUGCGGAUCGGCUACCGGUGACAGGCUCUCUUGAUGUCAACCGCAUAAGUACGAUAUUAUCUGAACCAAAGAGCUCACGAUCUAGCGUCACUGCUUCUACUGCAAGGAGCACGAUAGACAGUUUCCGCUACUCUGACUCGUUUGACGACCUGGUGCCGGAGGGUUCAGCUGGACCAUCUUCGUCGUCGCAUUUAGAGGUACUGCUGAAUAAUCUCUACAUCACCACUGGAAACGGGUUCCUUUCUGGAUCUUUACCAGAAAAUCCAUGGAAGAAUAAAAAUCAAGUGGAUGCGGACUUUAUCGCAGUGUCAUUGGCACGCAGGCGACAUUCGAAUCCUGCCCUGCUUCUCUUCCACGACUUGGAAGCGAUUGUGUCGGCACCGUCACGGUUUUGCAGAUGUGGCUUUCCCCAUUUGCCUCAUCACUCUGUGGCUUGUAGCCUGUGCACCGGUGCAACUUCGGAUCGAUUUGGCAGCGUGUCGGCAAACAGCAUAUCGCACGGGACGACCAGCCCACGUUUGAGCUCACCGGCUCUGCGAAACAAUCAGUCGCAUGAUGCGAGGGCAUCGAACCACAAAAUACCAUCCGAGGAAGAGAUGCUGCUAUGGAGCGCAUCUACCGACUCUGCGCGUGCAACAAUCCGUAGGGCGGGUGUCAUCCAGCGCCCUGUGAAGUUUGACGUGAAUGACGAUUUCAUGGUGACAGAUGCGGAUGAUUAUGCCGCCCUACAGACGCGCUUUGGCCGAAUCAUUUAUUCUCCAAAAUUCAAGGACCAGCAUUACAUGUACCGCUUUGUUGUACUAACUAAAGAGGCACAGGAAGCGGUGGAGGCGCUAAGUCGCACAUUGCCAAAUAACGGAAAACUGCCAUGUUCGUACAUUCCAUCCAUGGGGGGGAAACGUUUCUUGACGGAGUUCGAGAUAGUUAGACAGCUUGGCAUCCAGAUGUCACCCGGUUGGGAGCACUUCAUGUACUUCAAGAACACACAGAAAGAGCUUGUGCUCAGGAAACGGCUCUGA
Babesia bigemina is the source of this 1461-nucleotide messenger RNA. RefSeq lists its product as hypothetical. Bases 1 to 1461 code for a protein of 486 amino acids. The transcript has a single exon. Gene Ontology annotation, molecular function: cyclin-dependent protein serine/threonine kinase regulator activity. The record is from RefSeq and is a predicted model, not a curated record. Lineage: Eukaryota; Apicomplexa; Aconoidasida; Piroplasmida; Babesiidae.